CUCCCCUCCUCAAACCUUAAAACGGGUCGCUCCUGGGUCGUGGGGGUCCAGAGAAGAACAGAAGGACGAGAAGAAAACGUAGCGGAUUUGAUAUCUUUAAGCAAGAACCCAAGAUGAACGUCUGUGUUCAGCUUCUAGGGCUGUCCCUGGUUCUUACCGCGUGCGUCGCCCGGUCUCCGUAUCAGGCGGUUCUGCAGCACAGCCGGAUCCGAGGCCGACAGCAGGGACCCAAUGUUUGUGCCAUGCUGCAGAUUAAAGGAACCGACAGGAAAUAUUUCACUAACUGCAAACAGUGGUACCAUCGCAAGAUCUGUGGAAAACCUACGGUGAUCACCUACGAGUGCUGUCCGGGUUAUGAGAGGAUUCCAGGAGAGAAGGGCUGUCCUGCUGCUCUGCCUCUUGUGAAUAUCUACAACACUCUGGGUGUGGUCGGAGCCUCCACCACUCAGGUUUACUCCGACCGAGCCCAACUAAGGAAUGAGAUUGAGGGUCCAGGAAGCUUCACGUUCUUCGCUCCAAGUAACCAGGCCUGGGCAGCGCUGCCUGCAGAGAUCCUGGAUGCUCUGGUGAGCAAUGUGAACAUUGAACUGCUGAACGCUCUUCAUUACCACAUGGUGAACCGCCGACUGACAUCUGAAGAUCUGAGGCAUGGAUCCUCCUUCUCCUCCAUGUACCAGGAUUUCCCAGUUCACAUCCACCAUUAUAAUAACGGAGUGGUGACAGUGAACUGUGCUCGUCUGAUCAAACCCGACCAACAUGCGACCAACGGCAUUGUGCACGUUGUCGACCGCGUCAUUACAGCCGUCUCCAACAAUGUGCAAACAAUCAUUGAUAUUGACGACAACCUGGAGACGUUGCGUACGGCCAUCGCUGCUGCAGGUCUGACUACAAUACUGGAGAACGAGGGUCAAUACACUGUCUUCGCGCCUACAAACGAGGCCUUCGACAAGAUUCCUCAGGAGACCCUGAACAGGAUCCUGGGAGACCCUGUAGCUCUAAGAGACUUGCUGAACUACCACAUCGUGAAGCAGAUGUGGUGCGCAGAGUCUAUUGUGUCAGGGAGUCCAAUGGAGACUCUUCAGGGCACCGUGCUGGAGGUUGGCUGUGACGGGGACCAAAUGACUUUGAAUGGAAAGGCCAUUGUCACCAAAAAAGACCAGCUUGGAACCAACGGAGUCAUCCAUUACAUUAACGAGCUGCUCGUCCCUGACUCAGCUAAAACUCUGCUGGAGUUGGCUGAAGGUUCUUCUGUUGCAACAGCAACUAGGCUGUUUGUUGAGGCUGGUUUGAGUCCACAGCUCACAGGAACCGAGGCUCUAACACUGCUAGCACCUCUGGACAGCGCCUUCAAAGGCAGCCUCACAAUGACCCCUGAGCUGAGGAGGCUGAUGAAGAACCACGUGUUAAAGGAACAGAUGUCCUCCAAAUCUCUGUACCAUGGACAGGAGCUGGAGACUCUGGGAGGAAUCAGACUGCGAGUCUUUGUUUACAGGAAUAACCUGUGCAUCGAGAAUGCCUGCAUCGCAGCUCACGACAAAACCGGACGCUUCUCCUCACUCUUUACCGUGAACAAAGUCCUGACCCCCCCAACAGGAACCAUCAUGGACGUGUUGAAGGCAGACGAGCGCUUCAGUGUCCUGGUCGGUGCCAUCCAGGCUGCAGGGAUGACAGAGCUGCUAAACAAGCAGGGAGCCUUCACCUUCUUUGCUCCCACCAACGACGCCUUCAGCUCAGCCCCUGAACUGAUGGGUGAUCGUAGGGUCCUGACAGCUCUACUCAAGUAUCACCUGGGGGAGGGGUUGUUGGUCAGCGGAGGGGUCGGAUCUCACACCCGACUCAAAACUCUGGAGGGAGAGAAGCUGGAGCUCGGUGUGGUCAGUCGGCUACUUUUCUUUAAACUUUGUUUAAAUACAGCUUGGUGCCAACUGUUGUCUCUGUUUCAGAGGAAUUAUACAAUCUACGUCAACAAGGUCCCGGUGGCGGAUGCAGAUCUGAUGGCUACAAACGGAGUUGCCCACGCCAUCGAUAGCAUAAUCACACCUCUGCCUGCAAAGGUGGACAGAGAACAAAACGAUGGACCCGCAGCUUCGCUUACAUCGGCCUCGUCCUACAGGUUGGACCCCAGGAGCUUCAGAGACGACGACCUUUUUCAGAAGGUGGUGCAGAGUCGCUCCAGCAGGACCAUGACCCACAGUCACUAGAAGCACAGAGAAAUUAGAAAGAACACGAUCAGAGGUCAAAUGUCAAAUCGGUCCCCCUUCAACCCUCAGCAAUGGAGGGAUCCACAUGUUGGCCCCACUGAGUCAUACCCACCUAUGAGUCCAGUCCCAGUCUGGAUCGAUCACAAACGGCUGUAACUUAGUUCAGUUACCCAGGUACUGCUGGACCUGUACAAGAUCCUUUUUAAAUUGAGGUACAAUUAUGCAACAGCUCAUGUUUGUUUGAGAUAAAUGUAGAAAAGGAAUCGGAAACAAUUAAAGAAAAUUUCAAAUAAAAAUAACAAAAAAACAACAGUUUGGGGGGAUUUUACUUGAUGAUGAUUGGAUUUUUUAUGAAAUAAAGUGAACACAGACCAUGAA
Molecule: messenger RNA, 2579 nt
Organism: Betta splendens (Siamese fighting fish)
Lineage: Eukaryota; Metazoa; Chordata; Actinopteri; Anabantiformes; Osphronemidae
Gene: tgfbi
Product: transforming growth factor, beta-induced
Exons: 16
Coding region: 114-2201 (695 amino acids)
Biological process (GO): cell adhesion; extracellular matrix organization
Cellular component (GO): extracellular matrix
Molecular function (GO): cell adhesion molecule binding
Source: RefSeq, a predicted model, not a curated record